AUGGCCAGUUCAAGGACCUUCACCCUCCUCUGUGGUUUGCUGGCAGCCACCUUGGUCGGAGCCACCCUCAAUCCUCCUGCAGUCCUCCUCCUCGGCCCAGAAAUCAUCAGAGAAAAGCUGACACAGGAGCUGAAGGACCAUGAUGCGAUCCAGAUCCUCCAGGAGCUGCCUCUGCUGAGCACCCUGCGUGAGGAGCCGGCUGGGGGCAUCCCCAUUCUAGGCAGCCUGGUGAACUCUGUCCUGAACCACAUCAUCUGGCUGAAAAUCACCUCAGCCAACAUUAUGGAGCUACAGGUGCAACCCUCUGCUGACGGCCAGGAGCUGAUAGUCAAUAUCCCACUGGACCUGGUGGCUGGAUUCAACACGCCCCUGGUCAAGAGCAUUGUGGAGAUUCACAUGGAGACAGAGGUCCAAGCCACCAUCGGCGUGGAGACCAGCAAGAAAGGCCUCACCCUCAGCAGUUGCUCCGACAACAGCAGGAGCCUGCGCAUCAGCCUGCUGAAAAAGCUCUCCUUCAUGGUCAACCCCUUAGCCAACGGUGUCAUGAAACUCCUGGUGCCAGCCCUGCCCAAACUGGUGAAAAGCCAGCUGUGUCCCGUGAUCGAGGCGGCCUUUGAGGACAUGCAAGAGGACCUCCUGCAUCUGGUGGAGGCGCCCAUUUCCGUGAGCAGUGACCACCUGCAGUUUGACCUUCUGUCUUCUGCCAUCAAGGGUAACAACAUCCAGCUCAACCUGAGGGCCAAGCUAUUGGACUCACAGGGAACGGAGACCAAAAGGUUCAGUGAGUCUGCGGCUUCCCUGACAAUUCCCACUCUGGACGACGCCCCUUUCAGCCUCACCGUGAGGCAGGAUGUGAUGAACGCUGCAGUAGAGGCCUUCCUCCCUUCAGAAGAACUCGCGGUCAUGCUGGACUCUGUGCUUCCUGAGCUGGCCCUCCGGCUGAAGUCUAGCAUCAAGGUGAUCAGUGAAAAGGCUGCGGCUCAGCUGGGGCGCACACAGAUUGUGAAGAUCCUAACCCAGGAGGCCCCAGCGCUCCUUCUGGACAAGGGCAGUGCCAAGCUGGCCCAAAUGAUCGUGCUGGAAGUAUUCGCCUCCAAUGAAGUCCGCCGCCCCUUCUUCACCCUGGGCAUUGAAGCCAACUCAGAAGUUCAGUUUUUUACCAAAGGUGCCCAGCUUAUGCUCAACUUAAAUGAAAUCAGUUCUGAUCGGAUCCACUUGAUGAACUCAGACAUUGCCCUGUUCGACCCUGAAAUUCUGAAAGACAUCGCCACUGAUAUCCUCGCCGCCGCCUUGCUGCCAAAUCAGAAUGGCAAAUUAAGAGCCGGGAUCCCACUGUCAAUAGUGAGGGCCUUGGGAUUUACCGAAGCUUCAUCGUUUCUGACCAAGGACGCCAUUGUGUUCACCUCAGACUCCUCGUAG
Molecule: messenger RNA, 1419 nt
Organism: Myotis myotis
Lineage: Eukaryota; Metazoa; Chordata; Mammalia; Chiroptera; Vespertilionidae
Gene: BPIFB1
Product: BPI fold containing family B member 1
Exons: 15
Coding region: 1-1419 (472 amino acids)
Molecular function (GO): lipid binding
Source: RefSeq, a predicted model, not a curated record